CGAGGCUGAUGACAUGACAUUACAAAGCAGCUCAUGCUGCGAGACGACAGAGGUGCCAGAUUUGGGUGGAGGGAAGAUUUGGAAUCAUGUCUGAUCAAAGAACAAAGAAAAAAAGACUUGGUUCACGUCGCUGGGUAGCUAACCAAAACGAAACAUCCAAGGGAGAUGAGUUCCACGUAACGGACAGCACUUCUUUGGCAGAACGCCACAUACCAGAAGAAAAUAAUGAAUCAUUCAGUGUAAUGUCUAAUCCUGACAGUUUACAAUCUGAAACCCAGCAUCCACCUUCAUUAGACCUCACAUCGAACAAAAGAAAACUGGGGUCUAGACGAAAAAAUAAAGAACGACAGUAUGUUGAGGACUCAGCAACUGAAUCUUACCACGAAACCAGAGAGGAAGCUGAGGAAAACACCAGGCGCAAUGAAACCCUUGAAACAACACAGAUAUCGCUGGCGAUACAAUCUGAUAUGCAGCAAGAUUUAAGUCAAGUGAGUGAGCAUGAUACGUCUGCAACGCAUGGCAGCUCUUUGUAUUCAACCAUUACCCCUGGUUAUUCUUUUGAGGUUCAAAACCCUACUACAACAAAAUGUUCAGAGGAUCACCUGGAAGGUUUACUUCCCAAAAGUGGAAAUCAACAAGCAGACCACGGUGAAAAAGAAACUGGCCGUGAAGUGAUGUCUGAUUCUUGUAAAUUAGAGGAAACCAUGCUGCAAGUCGCUGACAUAUCUGACACUCCUCAGAGUGAGGAAGUCAAAGAAAAUGCACAUCUUGUGGGCAGCUCUAACGUAACUAGUCUAACCAACACCGAUUUCAACUCAAGAAGAAAGCUGGGGUCUAGUCGUAGAGAUAAAGGACGACAGCAUGUAAAGGAUUCUGUGGCUGAAUCAUACCAUGAAACUAAAGAGGAAGUUGUUGAAUAUAUUAGGGGUAAUGAGGCCUUUGACACAGCUGGCAUCUCUGAGUUAAAUAGUUUACCUCCAAGUGCAUCAGUCGAUCAACAGCUGAUAAACCACUCAAAGGUCAAGGAGAUGCCAGAAAAAAGCAGCCUUGAACUACAUACACAACCUGAAUGCAGUGCUGAACGAGAAAUGGAUUCAUCACCUAAAGAGGAGUUGUCUGCAAAUGAGGAACAAAAUGAGCAUUUCAACGUAUCUGAAGUCAGAGGAACUCAGCACUCAGAGGACACUGCAAAGGAAGUGCAUGAAGAAGAGGAGGUUACGCCAACAGAAAUGCAAGAAAUCCGUUCUAUAGAUUAUUCCUCUGAGAGUGUGAUACAUGAUGCCAAAGAAAAUUCUGAAAUCAGUUUUGCAAACCCGACAGACCAAGCUGAAGUCAGUGACACAUACCAAUCUGAACUGAGUGUGGAAAGUAUUGAUUCUGCUACCAAGCAGGAAGUUUCAAAUCCUGAUGAUGAACAGGAUGAGCAUCCUAUGAAAGAAAGUAAUGUGGAGGCUUUAGACCAGAGAAAUGAAGAUUAUGGUACUAAGACACCACAGACCAGUGACACAGAAAUAGCAGAUACUGCACUUGGUCAGGUGUAUGAGAAUGAAGGCCGCGGAGAGGAUGAUGUAAAACCCGCUGCUGAACAAACAAGUCACCAGGAGAAGGAAGGACUCCUCUCUGAAAUGGAGCACAGCAAAUAUUUUCUACAAACUCUGCAAUCAGAAUCAAAUGCUUCUUUGGACUCACAACUUCAGGACAAUUCUGUAAAAACAGACGAGCAAAAUGAAGCUGACUUCAACCCCCUCAGGAACAGAAGAAAACUGGGGUCUAGUCGUAGAAAUAAAGGACGACAGCAUGUCAAGGACUCUGGUGCUGAAUCUCACCACAAACCUACAGAGGAAGAUGUAGAAGAUAUUAGCAGCAAUGAAACCUUGGAAACAGCAACGUCAUCAACAUUACAGACGACAGUUCAAGAAGAAUUAAGUCAAGAGAAUGAUCAUGAUGUUAUCAUGUCUGUAACAUAUGACACUUCUCUGUAUACAGCAUCUACACCUGAUUAUUCUUCUGAGGUUCACAACCCCACUACAACAAACUAUCCAGAGGCUGACCUGGAAAGUCCUGCACUAGCUCAGGUAUAUGAGAAUGAAGGCCGAGGAGAGGAUGAUCUAAAACUCACUGCUGAACAAACAAGUCAUCCAGAGAAGGAAGGACUCCUCUCUGAGAUGGAGGAGUAUUCAGUAACAGGUACAGAAAAGAAAGAAAAAGAAGAGGACACAGACGUGUUAAGACAGUGGGGAAUUUUACAGGCCAACAAUUUGAUGAGUGAGUCACAUGUGAAAUCAGAUGAUGUAGAGCCUUAUAUGACACCAGAGAUAUCCACAGAAAAACGCAGCCUUGAACUACAUACAGAACCUGAAUGCAGUGCUGAACGAGAAAUGGAUUCAUCACCUAAAGAGGAGUUGUCUGCAAAUGAGGAACAAAAUGAGCCUUUCAACGUAUCUGAAGUCAGAGGAACUCAGCACUCAGAGGAUACUGCAAAGGAAGUGCAUGAAGAAGAGGAGGUUACGCAAACAGAAAUGCAAGAAAUCCAUUCUAUAGAUUAUUCCUCUGAGAGUGUGAUACAUGAUGCCAAAGAAAAUUCUGAAAUCAGUUUUGCAAACCCGACAGACCAAGCUGAAGUCAGUGACACAUACCAACCUGAGCUGAGUGUGGAAAGUAUUGAUUCUGCUACCAAGCAGGAAGUUUCAAAUCCUGAUGAUGAACAGGAUGAGCAUCCUAUGAAAGAAAGCAAUGUGGAGGCUUUAGACCAGAGAAAUGAAGAUUAUGGUACUAAGACACCACAGACCAGUGACACAGAAAUAGCAGAUACUGCACUUGGUCAGGUGUAUGAGAAUGAAGGCCGCGGAGAGGAUGAUGUAAAACCCGCUGCUGAACAAACAAGUCACCAGGAGAAGGAAGGACUCCUCUCUGAAAUGGAGGACAGCAAAUAUUUUCUACAAACGCCGCAAUCAGAAACAAAUGCUCCUUUGGACUCACAACUUCAGGACAAUUCUGUAAAAACAGACGAACAAAAUGACUCUGACUUCAACCCCCUCAGGAACAAAAGAAAACUGGGGUCUAGUCGUAGAAAUAAAGGACGACAGCAUGUCAAGGACUCUGGUGCUGAAUCUCACCACAAACCUACAGAGGAAGAUGUAGAAGAUAUUAGCAGCAAUGAAACCCUGGAAACAGCAAUGUCAUCAACAUUACAGACGACAGUUCAAGAAGAAUUAAGUCAAGAGAAUGAUCAUGAUGUUAUCAUGUCUGUAACAUAUGACACCUCUCUGUAUACAGCAUCUACACCUGAUUAUUCUUCUGAGGUUCACAACCCCACUACAACAAACUAUCCAGAGGCUGACCUGGAAAGUGAUGAUACCAAGAUACCACAGACCAGUGACACAGAAAGAGCAGACACUGCACUAGCUCAGGUAUAUGAGAAUGAAGGCCGAGGAGAGGAUGAUCUAAAACUCACUGCUGAACAAACAAGUCAUCCAGAGAAGGAAGGACUCCUCUCUGAGAUGGAGGAGUAUUCAGUAACAGGUACAGAAAAGAAAGAAAGAGACGAGGACACAGACGUGUUAAGACAGUGGGGAAUUUUACAGGCCAACAAUUUGAUGAGUGAGUCACAUGUGAAAUCAGAUGAUGUAGAGCCUUAUAUGACAACAGAGUUAUCCACAGAAAAAAGCAGCCUUGAACUACAUACAGAACCUGAAUGCAGUGCUGAACGAGAAAUGGAUUCAUCACCUAAAGAGGAGUUGUCUGCAAAUGAGGAACAAAAUGAGCCUUUCAACGUAUCUGAAGUCAGAGGAACUCAGCACUCAGAGGACACUGCAAAGGAAGUGCAUGAAGAAGAGGGGGUUACGCAAACAGAAAUGCAAGAAAUCCAUUCUAUAGAUUAUUCCUCUGCUAGUCUUCAAAAUCUUCAAGAAAACCAUCAUGAAAGAGAGACUGAGUUUAAAGUGGACGUGUCUGACAAAUUGGAGGAAGCCACACUAGAAGGAAUGAACAAAUCUGAUACUCCUCAGAGUGAAGAAGUCAGUGGCACUCAUUAUUCAAAGGAUGCUGUUUAUGAAGUGCAGGAACAGGAAGCUAACCCAACACAAAUCCAAAAAAUGCAUGAAAGUGAUUUCUCCCUUGAGAGUGUGAUACAUGAUGCCAAAGAAAAUUCUGAAAUCCGUUUUGCAAACCCGACAGACCAAGCUGAAGUCAGUGACACAUACCAACCUGAGCUGAGUGUGGAAAGUAUUGAUUCUGCUACCAAGCAGGAAGUUUCAAAUCCUGAUGAUGAACAGGAUGAGCAUCCUAUGAAAGAAAGCAAUGUGGAGGCUUUAUACCAGAGAAAUGAAGAUUAUGGUACUAAGACACCACAGACCAGUGACACAGAAAUAGCAGAUACUGCACUUGGUCAGGUGUAUGAGAAUGAAGGCAGAGCAAAGGAUGAUGUAAAACCCACUGCUGAACAAACAAGUCACCAGGAGAAGGAAGGACUCCUCUCUGAAAUGGAGGACAGCAAAUAUUUUCUACAAACUCUGCAAUCAGAAACAAAUGCUCCUUUGGACUCACAACUUCAGGACAAUUCUGUAAAAGCAGAUGACCAAAAUGACGCUGACUUCAACCCCCUCAGGAACAAAAGAAAACUGGGGUCUAGUCGUAGAAAUAAAGGACCAAAGCAUGUCAAGGACUCUGGUGCUGAAUCUCACCACAAACCUACAGAGGAAGAUGUAGAAGAUAUUAGCAGCAAUGAAACCCUGGAAACAGCAAUGUCAUCAACAUUACAGACGACAAGUCAAGAAGAAUUAAGUCAAGAGAAUGAUCAUGAUGUUAUCAUGUCUGUAACAUAUGACACCUCUCUGUAUACAGCAUCUACACCUGAUUAUUCUUCUGAGGUUCACAACCCCACUACAACAAACUAUCCAGAGGCUGACCUGGAAAGUGAUGAUACCAAGAUACCACAGACCAGUGACACAGAAAGAGCAGAUACUGCACUAGCUCAGUGUCCUCAUGACAAUGAGGAGCGAGGAGAAGAUGAUCUAAAACUCACUGCUGAACAAACAAGUCUCCUCUCUGAAAUGGAGGACAGAGAAUCUUCUCUACAAACCCUGCAAUCAGAAACAAAUGCUCCUUUGGACUCACAACCUCAGGACAAUUCUGUAAAAACAGACGAGCAAAAUGAAGCUGACUUCAAGCCCCUCAGGAACAGAAGAAAGCUGGGGUCUAGUCGUAGAAGUAAAGGACAACAGCAUGUCAAGGACUCUGGUGUUGAAUCACAAAACAAAUCUACAGAGGUUUCUGCUGGAAAUACCAUGGAUAAUGUACCUCUUGAAACAACAAAAUUGUCAUCAACAAUAGAGACAAUCCAGGAAAUAUCAGUAGAAAAAGUGCUGGAAGAAGAGGAGAAACAUGACCUUUCUCAGUCUGAAGAAGUUAGUGAUAAAAUAAAAGAAAAUGCACAUGUUAGCACCUCUACAGUAGACCAAUCAAAUCUCGGGGAGAUGCCAGUUGAAGAACGUCCCAGUGCAUAUUCUAUAACAGAGAGUAUAGAAAGAGAUGAGGACACAGACUUGUUAAAGCAGUGGGGAAUUUUAGAGGCCAACAGUUUGGUGAAUGAGUCACAUUUAAAACCUGAUGGUACAGAGUCUUCUGUCACACCAGAGAUAACCACAGAAAAAAACAGCCACAGAGAACACACAGAACUUGAAUGCAGUGUUGAGCAAGCAACAGUUUCAUCACAAAAAGAGGAGUUGUCGGCAAAUGAGGAACAAAAUGAGCAUUUCGGGUUAUUUGAAGUCAGAAGAACUGAGCACUCAGGGGAUGCUGUAUACGAAGCGCAUGAAGAAGAGGAGGGCAAGCCAACAGAAAUGCGAAAAGUGCAUCAAAUUGAUUACUCUUCAUUUAAGGAGAGCAAAUCUUCUCUACAAACUCUGCAAUCAGAAAUACAGCUUCCUUUGGACUCCCAAACUAUGGACAACUCUCCGAGUGACAAAGAGGAAAUCCGCCCAGGCUUCAAACCCACAGGGAACAGAAGAAAACUGGGGUCAAGCCGAAGAAAUAAAGGAAGACAGCAUGCACCGGACUCUGUUACUGAACCAUACGCUGAACUUAAAGAGGAAGUUGUAGAAAAUACUCAGGGUGAUGAAACUUCCGAAAGAGAAAAAAUAACAUUAACAACAGAGACAACAAGACAGGAAGAAUUAAAAGAACAAACUGACCCCGGUGUCAAAUCUGCUGAGAAAAUUAUUUCAACAGUAAAGGAAAAGGAAAACCCACAAAAGCUGCCAGAGGAAGAUUCAGCUUUGUCACAGAACAUUAUGGACAGCAGUACAAUUGUGACAACAGACUUUACUUCAAGUUCAGAAGCCACAGUUUGGAAAGAUGAUUCAGACACACAAAAUAUCUCAUAUCAUGAUGGCAAUGACAACACCAGGUCAGUCGCUUCUGAUGUACUUGACCAAAAAGACGCACUUCAAGCUUUAUCUCGUUACGAAGACUUAUUGGGACUAGAGAUGAGUGUCCAACCGACAAAUUAUGUGAAAGAAACUGUAGGAGAUGUCAUGAUAAAAGACUAUAACACAGGAGCGGAGAGCUCGAUGUAUGUACAAGGGCCUGGACAGGUUGAAGUGAGAGAAGAAUGCAAAGAUCAUGCAAAUAAAGACCAUGCAGCCCAAGAAAUAAAUACUUCAGAUGAAGUCACACAUGCUGCACUUAUUUCUGAUGUAUCUGAGGAACGUCAAAUUUCCACAGCAGCGGAUGCAUGCGACAGCCAACCAGACGUACAAGAAACAACUCCUGAAGAUAACAGUGAAAAUUUGCAAGGAAAACACAAACAAAAGAGAAGAAAAAUGGCCUCUACUCGCAGGACUCAACUCAAUAGAAAAGAAGAGGGAGAAAGGGACAAUAACGAUGAAACAAAAGAAAGCAACUUGGACAUGGAAGCUGAUGUGAGAAAUGCUGACAAGAUGGAGGUAGAGCAGGAGUUACCAUUGAUAGUAACAACAGACGUAUCACAAAAGGAAAGUGCACAACCGUCACCGAGUACUGCACAUGAUGAAACCAGUUCUGUGCACGACAAGGCACAAAAGCUACAAAGCAAUGCCUCUGAACUGCAGACUAUGGAAAGCAACAUGAUACCAGGCAUAGAUGAUUCAGUGGUCUCCCACAGUGAGGAAGCUGUUAAUCCUGUUACGUUUGUUCACAGAGCUGAUGUAAGGGAUAGUGAGGGAAACAUAGAUGUUGUUGUGGAGCCACCAGAGUCUGAUGAUUUUUCAGGCACUGAAAUGCAAACAACCUCUGCACUCACUAGAAGAAAGAGACACACAAUAAGUCAGUCGCAGGAUACAAAUACUGAAGGUGUUUCUGCACAAAUUGCACAAAAUGAUGAGCAGAGUCCAGAGGGCAUAACAGACGGUGUGAAUGAAGGAGCUCACAGCACAAACGCUGGGAUGGAGAAUCCAAGUCCAAAUUUCAGUUCGACCAACAGAAGGAGAAAGAUGGGCUCCACCCGCAGGAAUCUUGGUUCACGAUCCAAAAGGGAAGACUUACAUCAAAAGCAGGAGGAGGAUGAUGAGACCCCUGCUACAAAUGUUGGAGAUGUUUUGACCGAAAGUGUCUCAGGAAUUGAAGAAAAAGAGCUACAACUUCACAAUGAACAUGAAGACAGCAGCUCCGAGCAAAGGAAAGAAAAAGUAUUUGAAACAGUGGAGUACAGCCACACAGGUGAAUCUCAAUCAAAACCACCGGCUCACCAGACAGUUGAUGAAAACCCUGAUUCCCUCAGCCAACUAGCAGAAACAGAGCAUCAGCUAACUCCAGAUUACCUCCCUUCAAAACCAUCCACUUCUCCCAAACAUGAUGUCAGUAUAUCAGAAUCAGCAGCUGGAGGGAGAAGAAGAAAAUUGGGAUCUCACCGGAAGUCACAUGGACCUCAAAACUAUAAGGACCAAACUGCAAGUGAGGGCAGAAAGAUAGAUGCACAAAAAGGGAGAGAUGUCAGAAGUUUAACAGAUGAAAGCGCCAUCAAAACAACUGAAGAGCACAAAGAGGAAUCUUUAAGCCUGGAUAAAAUAUCAGAGGUUGAUGAAAGUGACAAGAAACUAUCAUCCAACAUCAGCAUAUCAGAGGCAACAGAGCACUCAGGGCCUGUGGGUGAGAAGGCACCUAAACGAGUAACUACAGUUCAGUAUCCCCAUGCUGAGAUCCAACUGGCAGGUGAUUCCAGAGGAGGAGAUGCCAGAUCAAAAACUUUCAAUGUGGUGAUGGUUGGAGACAGCUGUGUAGGCAAGACCUCCUUCAUGAAAAGAGCUCAGAGUGGGAAGUUUUCUUUAGAUUUGCCUGCCUCUGUUGGCCUCGAUUCCUGCAUAUGGACUGUGGUAGUGGAGGGAAAGCCUGUGGUGCUCCAGUUAUGGGACACAGCAGGUCAAGAAAGGUUUCACAGCAUCACACGACAGAUUUUUCACAAAGCCCAGGCGUUUCUCCUGAUGUAUGACAUCACGUCCUGUCAGAGCUUCUCCGCAGUCAGCUACUGGGCAAACUGUAUUCAGGAAGGGGCUGCAGACAACAUGACUAUUUUGCUUCUCGGAAACAAGAGCGAUAGUGCAAAACGGCAGGUUAAAACUCAGGAGGGAGAAAUCCUCGCUAAGGAGUACAACUUUGAAUUCAUGGAGUGCAGCGCUGCCACAGGUGAAAAUGUGAUUGAGUCUUUGGAAACUGUCGCCAGGAUGUUGAGUCAAAAAGCUGACACAAGAGAGGAAACGGUGGCAUUACACAAAGAGCCACCUCAGAAAAAAACAUCAGGAUGUUGCUGAGCAGAUGCGUUUGUCUACAAAAUCUGAAAAGAGGUUGAAGUCCUGCACACUGUGGACAUUCUGGACUGGCUCCUGAGAAAGUGUCUAUGAACAUCACAACUAAAUCUGAUACUCAAACCAUUCUUUUAAUCCAGCAUGUUGUAUUAAACUACACGAAUGUAUGUAAGUUUCAUUUCCUAUUUACAUUUAGCUUUAGUUAUUGUAUUAUUUCUACCAAUUCUUAACAUGUAAAUUACUGAUUUAGAGGACAAUAGUAGGAAACUCCUGCACUUGCAUAACAUACACUUUUGAAGCAACAUAGGGGACUCCAGGCUUUCUGAGUGUCUCAGUGUGUGCUUACUGUGUACUUUUGUGUAUAUACUACACAGCUGGUGCAGGCUUUAUCUAAUACCAAGUCAAUGAACAGUUGCAAAGUACUCAUGGAAACAGUUAUUUCAUGAUAUAUACCUGAUUUUUUUAAUCUUGCAAAAUGCUACUUAAUAUUGUUUUGCACUGUAUGUUUUAUCACUUUAAUUUUCCCUCUGUGAAAUACCUGCAGUACUCUACAAGUGCAAUUUAAGCCAGUAUUUAUAGGAGAAUUUUGGCGAUGUAUUAACUAAUCUCAAUGUGAAACUAAACGUUUAGUACUUCAGCACUUUCUCGGGUCCUUGGUUGGAAAAAAAAAAACAUGAGAAAACAUUCUUCAUAAAGAGAAUCUUCUAUAUUGUAAAGACACUGAAUGUUUGUACGAAAAUGUUUAUACUUUAUGGAAAUUAACUGUUUGUUUUACUUUCAUGAAAGAAAUAAAUUUUAAAUGUGG
Messenger RNA from Toxotes jaculatrix (banded archerfish), 9582 nucleotides. RefSeq names its product RAB44, member RAS oncogene family (gene rab44). The record is from RefSeq and is a predicted model, not a curated record. The transcript is spliced from 10 exons. Lineage: Eukaryota; Metazoa; Chordata; Actinopteri; Toxotidae. Gene Ontology annotation, molecular function: GTP binding; GTPase activity. The coding region runs from base 87 to 8783 and encodes 2898 amino acids.